AUGCCAACUCAGUUUCAACACCCGUUUCAAGAAGGCGAAUAUGGCAUCAUUGCGUGGUAUCCAAAGUUCCAAUCCUGCCACAGGUUCUUCGUUGAGCAUGCUCAACACACGGAACCUGUGCAGGCAGUGGCCGCCUGGGUGAACAUUCGGUUGCCGUUCCAACAAACGACAGACAAUGUGGUGGGCGCAGCCCCAACCCAGAAUGAGUGGAAAUCGUCAGCAGUAGCAGUAAAUCUCCGCGCAACUCUGGUCCCAUAUAUCAGGCGGUUGGUGGUUACGGGAUUCGACAACCCUGCCACUCUGUACGGUUUCUUCGGCGAAGACUGGACAGAAGGCAUUGGACCGAUCCACGAGGCCGAGAGGCGGAAUUACCUGUUUGCCGCCAAGAGUGAGACAUGGCUGGAAGUGAAGAGAGAUUACGACAUGGACGAUGGCCAGGCAGUUCCUUUCCUGAGACCGUUGAUCGGCGUGACGGAGAACGAGAUUGUCAACGCCGAGGCACGCUGGAGCGAUUGGUUGGCAAUGCAAGAUUGGAUGCUGGGCCCAAGAGCCCCUCUAGGAGACAACGAGUCUCGCUCUCCCAGAGAUUCCAGAGAUGGAUGA
Molecule: messenger RNA, 603 nt
Organism: Ustilaginoidea virens
Lineage: Eukaryota; Fungi; Ascomycota; Sordariomycetes; Hypocreales; Clavicipitaceae
Exons: 2
Coding region: 1-603 (200 amino acids)
Source: RefSeq, a predicted model, not a curated record